This is a messenger RNA of Arabidopsis lyrata subsp. lyrata, 583 nucleotides long. RefSeq lists its product as uncharacterized. The transcript has a single exon. Lineage: Eukaryota; Viridiplantae; Streptophyta; Magnoliopsida; Brassicales; Brassicaceae. The record is from RefSeq and is a predicted model, not a curated record. Bases 108 to 377 code for a protein of 89 amino acids.
UCCCCUUUUUACUCAAAACCAUUUCCUUCUCUUCCACGAAACAAUUUUUUUUUCUCUCUCUCUCUUUCUCUCUGCCUUUCCCUGAUCAAAUUCUCACGAACUAAAAUAUGAAGAGCCGGAGCAGAAACUUAGCCACCCUGAGUUUGAUGAUAAUUACGUUAUUGACAUGGACGAAGAUCGUGGAAGGACAAGAAGCACUACUAGGUAAGAAAGUAUUGCCGCUAUGUCACAGAGAAUGUAUGCCAAUAUGCAUGAAAGUAACCGAAGCAACGCAAGAGAUUUGCGAACCUGCAUGCCAAUCUGGCUGUCUCCAGCUUCAAGGUAGAGGCACCGGACUUUCAGCCUCCGAUCAAGGAGUCGAUAUGGUCAUCGCAUAAAACUUUUUUAUAUAGUCAUUACUAAGAUAGACACCAAUAUAGUUGCUUGAUUUCUUUAUAUGAAUAUAUAGAUGUAAAAUCGGGUUUCAUCCUUUUUUUUUUUUUUAAUGAUAUAUUCAUCAAUCUCUACAUUUUUUAAUUUUAUUUUGUGUUUAAGAGAGAAUACAACAUCGUGGAACAAUCGAAAUAUCGAAAACUUUUUUUUU